Molecule: messenger RNA, 1053 nt
Organism: Nycticebus coucang (slow loris)
Lineage: Eukaryota; Metazoa; Chordata; Mammalia; Primates; Lorisidae
Product: prothymosin alpha-like
Exons: 1
Coding region: 121-435 (104 amino acids)
Biological process (GO): positive regulation of transcription by RNA polymerase II; negative regulation of apoptotic process
Cellular component (GO): nucleus
Molecular function (GO): histone binding
Source: RefSeq, a predicted model, not a curated record
UCCACCUCGUCGCAACCACCUCCGCCAUGCUCCUCCUCUGCUACUGUGGACUCCGGGCAGCUUUAUCGCCAGGGUCCCCGAACUCUCGCUCUCUUUUCCAUCCCCCGCAUUGGAUCACCUAUGUGCCCCACCAUGUCAGACACAGCGGUGGACACCAGCUCUGAGAUCACCACCAAGGACUUAAAGGAGAAGAAGGAAGUUGUGGACGAGGCAGAGAAUGGAAGAGACGCCCUUGCUAAUGGGAAUGCUAAUGAGGAAAAUGGGGAGCAGGAGGCUGACAAUGAGGUCGAUGAAGAAGAGGAAGAAGGUUAUGGUGAAGAAGAGGAUGGAGACGAAGAUGAGGAAGCUGAGGCCACCACGGGCAAAAGGGCAGCUGAAGAUGAUGAGGAUGAUGAUGCUGAUACCAAGAAGCAGAAGACUGAGGAGGAUGACUAGACAGCAAAAAAAGAAAAGUUAAACUUAAAAAAAAAAAAAAAGGCCACCGUGACCUAUUCACUCUCCACUUCCCGUCUCAGAAUCUAAACGUGGUCACCUUCGGGUAGACAGGCCUGCCCGCCCGCCCACCGCAGGCAGCGCCACCCGCAGGUGACAUACGCUCUUGACUACCCAACCAAAACCAUGAGAAUUUGCAACAGGGGAGGAAAAAAGAACCAAACCUUCCAAGGCCCUGCUUUUUUUCUUAAAAUUUCUUUAAAAAGGAAAUUUGUUUGUAUUUUUUAUUUACAUUUUAUAUUUUUGUACAUAUUGUUAAGGAUCAGCCAUUUUUAAUGAUCUCAGAUGACCAAACCAGCCUUCAGAGUGGUCUCUGUCCUACUUCUGACUCUAUGACUUUACUUGUGGUGUGACCAUGUUCAUUAUAAUCUCAAAGGAGAAAAAAAAAACCUUGUACAAAAAGCAAAACCAACAACAAAAAAUAAUCAUAUUCUAAGCAUUCUAGUAACUUUUUUUGUGUAUGUACUUAGCUGUACUAUAAGUAGUUGGUUUGUAUGAGAUGGUUAAAAAGGCCAAAGAUAAAAGGAGGUUUCUUUUUUUCCCUUUUUUUUUUGUCUAUGA